Messenger RNA from Scheffersomyces amazonensis, 1093 nucleotides. RefSeq names its product F1F0 ATP synthase subunit 5 (gene ATP5). The transcript has a single exon. Gene Ontology annotation, molecular function: proton-transporting ATP synthase activity, rotational mechanism. Gene Ontology annotation, biological process: proton motive force-driven mitochondrial ATP synthesis. NCBI's taxonomy places the organism in Eukaryota, Fungi, Ascomycota, Pichiomycetes, Serinales, Debaryomycetaceae. The record is from RefSeq and is a predicted model, not a curated record. Gene Ontology annotation, cellular component: membrane. Bases 220 to 840 code for a protein of 206 amino acids.
UUUCACUUUUUGAUCGAGGUGCACUCCCAUAGUUAAAUCAUAACAGAUUUUUUUUAUUUGUCUGACCAAUGAAAAUUGGCUGUACACCAAAGUGAGAAAACCCGAACCUCACAGUGGGAAAAAAAAUUCAUCCAAAUAUGAAAACUAAGUGGUUGUUAGAGAGAGAGUAUUGUAUUUCUUUCAUAUUCAAUCGAUUAAUUAAUUAAUUAAUAUAUAUACAUGAUGGCUUCUCGUGCUUUCACCCGUUCCUUGGCUACUGCCAGUAAGAGUGUUAAACCUCCAAUUCAAUUGUUUGGACUUGAUGGUACUUAUGCUAAUGCUUUAUAUUCAGCAUCAGUUCAAGAUUCAUCAGUUGAUACUUCAUAUCAAGCUUUAUCAAAGAUUCAAAAUUUAAUUGAAACUGAUCCAAAAGUUAAGGAAUAUUUAACUAAUCCUGCUUUAAAUAAACAAGAUAGAGCCACUGUUAUUUCAACUAUUAGUUCAAGUUUAAAAUUAGAUAAAACUACUACCAACUUUUUAAAUGUUUUAUCUCAAAACAAUAGAUUAGGUAACUUAAAAUCAAUUUAUGAAAAAUUCUCAUUAUUAAAUGAUGCUCAUAAUGGUAUUAUUGAAGCUAAAGUUACUUCUGCUAAACCAUUAGAUUCAAAGAUUUUAAAGAGAUUACAAACUGCCAUUUCUAAAUCUGAAUUUGUUGGUCAAGGUAAAACUUUAAAAUUAACUAACCCAGUUAAUCCAGAAAUCUUAGGUGGUUUAGUAGUCGAAGUUGGUGAUAAAACUGUUGAUUUAUCUAUACAAGCUAAGGUUGCUAAAUUAAACCAAUCUUUAAAGGAAGCCUUAUAAGUUGAUUGAUUCCAGAUUUAAUGACAUCUAAAGAAAUAUUAAUUAAAGUACAUGAAGCCUAUCGUAUCCAUCAACCAUGCAUAUCACUAAAAGGUUAUCAAUUGAUUUCAAGUGAUUUCAAUUGAUUCUUUUACAAACAAUCAUCAUUAAAUUAAUGAAACUACAUAAUUACCCAUAUUUAUAUAUAUUUUUGUAUGGUAAUUAAUUGGUCUUAUUCUAUUUAUAAUAGUCCCACCCCUCCCAUUCUUUUCUU